AUGAAGUCUGAAGCUUCUUCUGAAAUUGAGCAGGAAGCUACUGAUGGCACAGUUGAUCUAAGACCUGUACAUGUGCCCCGUGGAUCUUGUAGCAUGAUUGCGUCGUCCUCUUCCUCAGCCACAACGUCUGCGACUACUUCUGGAGUCAAGCGUAAAGCUUCACCAGAUAUGUCCGACGAUAUUUGGGCAGUAACUCCUCGAAAAAAUCAUCUACACGUCGCAACUACAGGUACUCCGUCAACGAUACGCUCAAGGGACUCGGAGUUCUUUUCAGAUUUGAGUGAUAAUUGUAUUGCCACCUCGGACACAUCUGGCGAGAGAAUUGAGAGUUGCAAUUCUUACGCCGUAAACAUCGGUGAUUCAAGAGUGAAUGUACCCAGCUCCCGACAGAGACCUACAGUUGAGUUAUACAUCAAGAUGGUGGUGAGCCCAAAAGUUAACAUAGUUGUUGGUCCUGAGAAGAAAUCAUUUGAGCUACCAAAAGAUCUCCUCGCAUACUAUUCUCCGGUCUUCGAUAGAUCCUUCAAUGGAAACUUCAUAGAAGGUCAGACACAAACAAUGGAAUUGCCAGAAGAUACUGUGAAAGAUUUCGAAGUUCUGAUAGAGUACGUUUUCCAUCACGGUGUCGGCGACAAACUCUCCAUCUUGAAGCAUAGGCGACAUGCAGCUGAACAUUGCAUUUCCUUCUUAAAGUACGCGGAUAAGUACGACCUUGGAGAUAUAAGUACUUUGGUAUACGACGCUCUUCGACCGGCCUUGAUAGAGGGUGGUGCAUCGGCUUUUGAACCUAGCUUCAUAGAAGUUGUUUUCUCACUCACAGAAGAUGGCAAUUGCUUACGAGCACUGAUGGCCGACGCCGCACUGUCAUUCCAAGGGGAUACUUUGGAAAAAUCUCCAAACUUUUUCGUGAUCAAUUUCGAAAAGCAGGAGGCUGAAGUGGAGGGCUUCACAUCUGCUCUUUAUCGCCAACUCAAAAAAUCUGUUUCCUCUGGUUAUUGGGCUCCCUUUUACUCGAAUAAACUUAAAAAUUUCGAUUAA
Botrytis deweyae is the source of this 1038-nucleotide messenger RNA. RefSeq lists its product as uncharacterized. Bases 1 to 1038 code for a protein of 345 amino acids. Gene Ontology annotation, molecular function: protein binding. The transcript has 2 exons. The record is from RefSeq and is a predicted model, not a curated record. NCBI's taxonomy places the organism in Eukaryota, Fungi, Ascomycota, Leotiomycetes, Helotiales, Sclerotiniaceae.